This is a messenger RNA of Limanda limanda (common dab), 1193 nucleotides long. It is a transcript of the gene echdc3, whose product is annotated as enoyl CoA hydratase domain containing 3. Lineage: Eukaryota; Metazoa; Chordata; Actinopteri; Pleuronectiformes; Pleuronectidae. The transcript has 6 exons. The record is from RefSeq and is a predicted model, not a curated record. Bases 34 to 930 code for a protein of 298 amino acids. Gene Ontology annotation, molecular function: hydro-lyase activity. Gene Ontology annotation, cellular component: mitochondrion.
CCGGACGUGCCUGAUCGGUGAAGAAGCACCAACAUGGCCGGUUGUUUUCUCCCCAGAGCGGCUGGUUUGUUUCAUCUCCGCCGGACAACGACGCUUCUCACCGGGUCGAGGUUUUACCGGGGACAGGGACCGGAACCGGAGCCGCCGACGGUGAAAGAGCAGAGCGACGGAAUCAGGAGAAUAAUAUUGAACAAUCCCAAGAAGAGAAAUGCUCUUUCUUUGUCCAUGUUGGAAUCUCUCAGAGAAAACCUAGUCACCGAUGUGGACAGUGACGACCUCAGAGUUAUUAUCAUAUCAGCCAAAGGUUCAGUGUUUUCCUCCGGACACGACCUGAAGGAGCUGACGUCCGCUCAGGGACGAGAGUAUCACACCAAGGUGUUUCACACCUGUGCUGAGGUGAUGACUCUGAUACAAGACAUACCUGUUCCGGUGGUUGCCAUGGUGAACGGUGUUGCCACGGCGGCUGGUUGCCAGCUUGUUGCCAGCUGUGACAUCGCCAUAGUGACGGAGAAGUCCACCUUCGCCACGCCGGGGGUCAAUGUGGGUCUGUUCUGCUCGACACCGGCGGUGGCCAUCGGCCGAGCGGUGCCACGGAAAGUCGCCAUGGAGAUGCUGUUGACUGGAACUCCCAUCUCAGCCCAUGAUGCCUUGCUGCAUGGCCUGGUCAGUAAGGUGGUGCCAGAGGAGCGACUCGAGGAGGAGACGCUGGCCAUCGCCCGGCGGGUGUGUCAGGCGAGCCGACCGGUCGUGGCCCUCGGAAAAGCAACUUUCCAGAGACAAAUGUCUCAGGGGCGAGAUGCAGCGUACGCCACCGCCUCCAAGGUGAUGGUGGACAACCUGGCCCUGAGCGACGGGCAGGAGGGGAUCCGAGCCUUCAUAGAGAAACGCAAACCGGUGUGGAGCCACAAAGCAGAACAAGCUCACGACUGAAGGAGAAACUUUGAUCACAGCAGUUUUAUGCUGAUUGGUGCACAUGGUUUUCAGUCAGUGGUGAUCAGAGUCAGCGAUCGGGCCAAUGUGAACAUGGAAGAGUUUUUAAUCUGAACCAUGAGACGGUUUCAUAUUGAACCGUUGUGCCUUUAAAAAGCUGCCGAGUGGAGACGAGUCACCAUCCAGACUCAAGAAUGCAAAGAAUGCUGAUCGAUAAAAUAUUUGUAAAAUGUUAAAUGCAAUAGAGUUACUUUCUAAAUCAU